AUGGAAAACAGUUCUCAGCGAUGCGAAUGCGAUCGGUGGUCCCGUGGUGUAGCGGGACCUAGUCUUUUGCGCAAAGUCUUCAAUACUUCGUCAUCGUCAAGAGGGCUUUGCGAUGAGGAUAGAAUGGAAAACCGUUCUCAGCGAUGCGAAUGCGAUCGGUGGUCCCGUGGUGUAGCGGUUAGCACUCAGGACUCUGGAUCCUGCGCAAGGUCUUCAAUACUUCGUCAUCGUCAAGAGGGCUUUGCGAUGAGGACAGAAUGGAAAACAGUUCUCAGCGAUGCGAAUGCGAUCGGUGGUCCCGUGGUGUAG
Messenger RNA from Cylicocyclus nassatus, 309 nucleotides. The record is from the annotation of a GenBank genome assembly. NCBI's taxonomy places the organism in Eukaryota, Metazoa, Nematoda, Chromadorea, Rhabditida, Strongylidae.